CGGUGCCCUCACAAUUCUUGCUCAAGAUGAAGUUGAAGGACUCGAAGUCAGACGUAAAUCAGAUCAAGAAUGGAUCAGAGUCAAACCCGCCCCACAAGCUUUUAUCACCAACAUUGGUGAAGUCGUUCAGGUUUGGAGCAAUGAUGAGUACGUAUGAGAGUGUGGAGCAGAGGGUGAUAGUGAACUGUAAGAAGGAAAGGUUUUCGAUUUCCUUCUUCUUCAACCCUGCGCAUUACACCAUUGUUGAGCCUUUGAAGGAGCUGAUUCAUGAACAAAACCCUUCAAAAUACAGGCCCUAUAAUUUUGGCAAGUAUCUUGUGAAGAGAAAAGAGAGCAAUUCCCAGAAACAGAACGUGGAAAACCUUCUGAUUUCUCAUUUCAGGCUGCUUUAAAUAUGUAUAUAUCAUUACCCUUUGGCUUCUGUAUGGACCGAGCGGUAAUGUGAGAC
Molecule: messenger RNA, 448 nt
Organism: Neltuma alba
Lineage: Eukaryota; Viridiplantae; Streptophyta; Magnoliopsida; Fabales; Fabaceae
Product: probable 2-oxoglutarate-dependent dioxygenase At5g05600
Exons: 2
Coding region: 27-392 (121 amino acids)
Source: RefSeq, a predicted model, not a curated record